Messenger RNA from Siniperca chuatsi (mandarin fish), 6995 nucleotides. RefSeq names its product collagen, type XVI, alpha 1 (gene col16a1). Lineage: Eukaryota; Metazoa; Chordata; Actinopteri; Centrarchiformes; Sinipercidae. The coding region runs from base 301 to 5130 and encodes 1609 amino acids. The transcript has 71 exons. The record is from RefSeq and is a predicted model, not a curated record.
UGCAGCCGCGAGAGAGAGAGGGGAGGGGAAAAAUUGGACACGGACAAUCUCGCAGUAACUUUUUUCUUCUUUCCUUUCUCCGUGGAAGAAGCCUCAAGAAAAAAAGUCAACGGGACAAAAAAAAUCACACAGGAUUACAUUUGAUUUGCAUUUGCAUCGCCCCACAAGAUUUCCAAUCUGGUCCCUGGAUACAUAGGCCUACGCGCAUUUACUAACGGAUUAAUGUGGUCGCAAAUUUGUGGGAUUUAUCAAUAGUUGAAGCUGGUGGCUGGGGUGAGGUGUUUUUGGAGGAGUAAAACCAUGUGGCUUCUCUGCUCCUCUCUGACUCUGUUGGCCCUCAACUUCGGAUCAUGUGACAUGCUGACAUCAGAGCAAGAUGUACAAUGCCCGUCCUUACAAGUGGAUGAGUGGAAGUUUCCUCAGACACCCAGGCACAAUAUCACUGGUUUUAAUCUGGUGAGGCAAUUCUCCCUGCUCAAGAGUGUCGAUGUCAAGAAGAUCCGCAACCCUCGAGGACCCGUCAUCCUCCGCCUGGGCAAGACUGCACUCCUACGCCCCACCGAUCAGGUGUUUCCUCAUGGCUUGCCUGAGGAGUUCACCCUGAUCUUCACCCUGGCGUUAAAGAAGGCUGCCCUGAGAGACACCAUCUACCUCUUCCAGAUAUCUGACCAGCAGGGAUAUCCGCAGCUCUCUGUAGACCUUAACAGCCCUGAUGGCACCCUGUCCCUGCGUGCCAGGGGGGUAGACCCCUCAGCUGACCUGGUGAGCUGCAUUUUUACCGGGGAGGGGGUGGAAGCCCUGUUGGACUUGCGUUGGCACAAGGUGGCCCUCAGCGUGCAACUCGGAACUGCCUCCCUCCACGUGGACUGCAGCUCCAUUGAGACCAAACCCCUGGAGCCCCGUGGAGUUCUGCCCACUGACGGACACACUCUGCUGGGCAUUCGGGCUUCAGAUGCUGCGCCUGUGCAGAUGGACAUUCAGCAGGUGAUGCUGUAUUGUGACCCCUCCCUCGCCAUUCAGGAGGCCUGCUGUGAUAUACCUGGGGCAAGGUGCCCACCAGACACUCCCAAAAGCCGCCGUGCUGCUGAGAAUGACCUGUUGGAAAACACAUUUAACCAGGAUAUUUUUGCAUCCAAGAAUCUGGCAGAGAAAUGUGCUGGUUGUUUACUCCUGAAUAGGGAAGAAAAUGUAGUAAAUCUUGGUGGACUUGCUGGGUUGAAAGGGGAAAAAGGCGACCGGGGCGACGGCUGUUCUGGCUUCCAUUCAGGUCCAUGCACAGAGGGAUCCAAGGGCCUGAAGGGAGAGAAAGGCGAGCCGGCGCUGCCUGCCAACUGGGGCGAAGCAGCUGGGUACAAGGGAGAAAAAGGUCAGAAGGGAGAGACCGGUACACAGGGUCUCACAGGCACUCCAGGGAAGGAUGGUCGAGCAGGGUCCAUCUGUGUAGUCGGCCCCAAGGGACAGAAGGGUACCCCAGGUUUGGUGGGUCCCGAAGGGUUGGCUGGGGAGCCGGGGAAGCCCGGACAUCCAGGCCCACCAGGAGUUGGAAAGCCAGGCCUACCAGGCUCUCCUGGUGAACCGGGUACAAAGGGAGACAAGGGAGAUACAGGACCUACAGGAGAAAAUGGAUUGCCAGGAGAUCCAGGACCAAGAGGACCAGGAGGGUAUAAAGGAGAGAAGGGAGAGCCAUGCUCUGUGUGCCCCACUCUCGGAGACUUACCCCUUAACCUCGUCCCCGGUGUUGUGGCCCACACCCUGCAGCAGAAGGGUGAGAAAGGAGAGCCUGGGAUUGGACAGAGAGGAGAGCAAGGGGAGCCAGGGACUGUAGGCUCACCUGGCCUUAGAGGAGAGAAGGGUGAACCAUGCGAAGUGUGCCCUGUGCUGCCUAUAGACAUGGGUAACACAGUGGCUCUGCAAGGAAAGCCAGGCCCUAAAGGAGAGACUGGAUUACCAGGGAUAGGAGAGAGGGGACUGCCUGGACCUCAAGGUGCAAAUGGCAAGGCAGGACAGAAGGGAGAAUCAGGAUCAGACGGCGCCAAAGGAGAAAAGGGAGAGCCAUGCUCUGUGUGCCCCACUCUCGGAGACUUACCCCCUAACCUCGUCCCCGGUGUCAUGGCCCACACCCUGCAGCAGAAGGGUGAGAAGGGAGAGCCUGGGAUUGGACAGAGAGGAGAGCAAGGGGAGCCAGGGACUGUAGGCUCACCUGGCCUUAGAGGAGAGAAGGGUAGUGCAGGCAGCAAAGGAGCUGAUGGUAAGCCGGGAAAACCUGGACCAAGGGGACCCAGUGGCAAGGAUGGACAGAAAGGUUCAAAGGGCCCAUCAGGUCUUGCUGGUACAAAAGGAGAAAAGGGUGAACAUGGAGAUCAAGGAGAUAAGGGACUGGACGGAGCUGCAGGAGCCCCAGGACUGCCUGGACAGCCUGGUCUGGACGGACUUAUGGGCUUGAAAGGAGAGAAGGGUGAUGCUUGUACCAGCUGUCCUCCUCUAGGCAUUGCAGUGGGUGAUGGUGUAGCUGUGCCAGGCCCUAAAGGAGAGAGAGGAGAACCUGGUCCCCCAGGACAAGGGAAAAAUGGCAUAAAUGGAAAACCAGGCUUACCAGGUGUGCAGGGGCCUGCCGGUCCCAAAGGAGGCAAGGGAGAAGCUGGAGUUGCAGGAGUCGGCCUUCCAGGACCACAAGGUGAAGAGGGGCCAAGAGGGCUCCCAGGGCUUGUAGGAGCUCCUGGAGCCAGAGGAUUGACUGGCCCUGUUGGCCCUGCAGGGGAAAAGGGUUUCAAAGGAGAUGUCGGGCCUCCAGGACCACAGGGGCCUGUGGGCAUUGGAGUAGCAGGACCCCCAGGUAGAGAUGGAGCCCCCGGCUCUCAAGGAUUGCCAGGAGCUGAUGGCAGACAUGGAAUUGAUGGAGCUAAGGGGGACAAGGGUGUACCUGGAGAGUGCAACUGCAUAAUCCCAGUGCACGCGGGCAUAGGCGGACCUGGAGCUCCAGGAACUCCAAUAAACACGUGGCAGCCCGGGCCUCAGGGCCCACCAGGACCUCCUGGCCCCCCUGGCCCACCUGGGCCUCAGGGUGUUAAUGGAAUCCAAGGACCACAAGGUAUCCCUGGAAACGACGGGAUACCGGGGAACCCGGGUUUACCUGGAUACAACCCCACUGGACCACACCAGCUGCCUCAAGACUCUACUGGAGGAGAUGUUGAUGAGGACUGUGGUGAGGGCUGUUCCCAAGGGUUGCCAGGGGUGCCAGGCAUGGCUGGUGCCAAGGGAGAAAAAGGAGAUGAGGGCAAGCCUGGUGUAACCCCCUUGGACAGCUGUGACAGGUGUUUGGAGAGACUGCAGCAAGAGCAGGCGACACAAGCAGUGGAUGACCGAUCCUGCACAGGAACACCUGGGGUUCCUGGAAUGCCUGGAUUGCCAGGAACAAAAGGAGAGCCAGGCGCACCAGGAGACAGAGGCCAAGCUGGAAUACCAGGAAUCAUGGGACCUCCUGGUUUCCCAGGUCCUCCGGGCCAAUCUGGUUUACCUGGUCAACAGGGUGAGCGAGGGUCACCCGGCCUCACAGGAAUGAAGGGCGAGCAGGGCCCUCCGGGGACGUCAGGGUAUCCAGGAACCAUGGGACCACCUGGACUGCCUGGACUGAAGGGUGAACGCGGGAGCCCAGGAAGCAGUGGUCAGAAAGGAGAAUCAGGUCCUCCUGGUAACCCUGGGUACCAAGGACAGGCUGGCUCACCGGGCAUUAAAGGAGACACAGGACCAGCAGGGCCUGUUGGUGCCAAAGGGGAUCAGGGUUUCCAAGGACAACCAGGUUUCCCAGGACCACCAGGUUCCCCAGGUCUUACUGGCAAAACUGGAAGGGAAGGGCUCUCUGGGCUUAAAGGUGAAAAGGGCAAUGAUGGCGCUCAAGGCUCUCAGGGACCAACUGGAGCCCCAGGCUCACCAGGCUCCCCAGGGCUGAUGGGCCCCCCUGGCAUUGAGGGAAUGGAUGGAAAAGAUGGGAAACCAGGGGUGCGGGGAGAAACUGGCCCUCCAGGCCCAGUAGGACCACGAGGAAUCCCAGGAUUCAAAGGGAAAACUGGCCAUGCUGGCUUUCCUGGACAGAAGGGUGAUGUUGGACCUGCAGGUCCACCUGGACCAUCAGGCAGACCUGGACAUGAGGGUGAUCCCGGUACCCCAGGAGCUCUGGGACGACCUGGACCCCCCGGCCACAUUGGCUCUACAGGUCCAGCUGGACCACCGGGGCCUCCUGGUCCAUCAGGUUUGGGUAUAAAAGGAGAUAAGGGCCAAGCUGGUGAGAGGGGUCUUCCAGGGAUGAGUGGAAGCCCAGGACCACCUGGGCACCCAGGGGCCAUGGGAGAGCCGGGCAGUGACGGUUCUCCUGGUAAAGAUGGAGUGGCAGGCCUACCAGGGGACAACGGGCAGCCAGGUCAAAAGGGUGAGGCAGGGGCUGCAGGCCAGAGGGGUCCUCCGGGUGAGAGAGGUAGACCAGGGCCCCCUGGUGGUGGAGGUUACCACUCCAAGGAUGCACAGCCCAUGAUUGGGCCAGUCGGACCCAGAGGAGAGAGGGGAAGCCCAGGCUCAUCUGGCCCCCCAGGGCUCCCCGGAACACCAGGGUCACCAGGAAAUGAUGCUGUAGUCAAUUAUGAUGAAAUCAAGAACUUCAUCCGCCAGCAGGUCAUCAAGAUCUUUGAUGAGAGAAUGGCCUACUACAUGUCUCGUAUGCAGAUGCCAGUGGAGAUGGUGGCGUCCCCAGGUCGGCCUGGGCCCCCAGGGAAGGACGGAACGCCUGGUAAUCCCGGGUCUCCAGGUGCACCUGGACUCCCGGGACAGAUCGGCAGACAAGGCCGUCCAGGAGGCCAAGGUCCCCCAGGACCACGAGGACCACAUGGAGAAAAAGGAGAUAAGGGUGUUGGAGAGAUGGGAGAUGUAGGACCUCCAGGAGCACCAGGUGUCCCAGGCCCCCCCGGCUACGGUAAGAUGGGACCCCCAGGUCCUGUUGGCCAGCAGGGUGUUCCUGGGAUCCCAGGCCCUCCUGGGCAGUCUGGUGCAAAGGGAAAUGAUGGCCGGUGUAAUCCUGGAGACUGUAUGAGCCAUCAAGUAGAGUACAGCCCCAAGGGCCCACCUGUCAAGGGCCCCUGGUAGAGGGCUAGAGGUGAUGGAGGAGAGUGGCAGAGGGGACUGAUGCAAAGAGACUACGGAGAAGACAGGAAGCCAAAGACCGUGACCCAAAGUUAUUAAAUCUGACCACAAGAUGAAAUAAAGGAGCUCCUUUGUUGUUGAAUUGUAUAGAUUUACCCACACAGAUUUCUACUGUAGUUCUGGGCAAAAAUCCACAAUUUCUUUCUAAGGGCCCCGCUGGAAUGAGGCCUGCGAAGACACACCAGCAGCACAUUUUUAUUGCAUCAUUCUUUUUCCCUAUGAAUGCCAAUUCAUUGCUAUAUUACUGCCUCUUAUUUUGGUCUCGCCUCUUUUUUUCUCUCACUGUGUUUCAGUGCUUUUGUACAUUUUCAAACUACCCAGGGGAGGUGACAAGAAUCACAAUCUGUAUUUUCUUCUCCUUGAUUAAUUCUCGCCCCCUCUGGUUUUUUUUUUCAUUUUCUCUGUCUAAAUCUUUGGAAGAGAAUACACACAAUUAUUGUAGCACUUUGCUUCCACCUCUCAUAUCUUUGUUCCUUUCUCACAGAAUCACAUUCGAAGUGCAUCCCAUGCAUUUCUAAUAUUCUGUCUCAGUGCUUGUGGUGUGAUACAUAUUAGAAUUUGAAUUGUAAGAGAAUAUCCCAAGAAAUGUAUUUCAGUUCUGUAGAAACAGAUGUCAAAAACCUGCAUUCAUACCCUUUUUGAUGGAUUGACUGCUCUGUAUAUAUUUAUAUUUAUAUAUAUAUAGUGGCUUUUUAUACUUUUUCAACAGAUUUGAUAAAAGGCAUACACAUGGCAAGUCACUUAUUUUUCAUCGUCAAUGGUUAUAAAGCAGCAACAGAAGGAAUUAACCAAAGGAAUAUUUUUUCUAAGGUCUAUGAGCUUUUAAAAUGGAAUAAUGUGUUCAGUGAAAGACAAAUUAUUUAUAGAAGAAAAUUGCAUUUACACAAGAAAGCAUAUUGGCUUUUGUAAUUAUGUUACUAAAGUUCAUUUUGUGUCAUUUUAACUCCGGUCUUUUUGGAAAUAGCCAUUUUAAAGCAUCUCAUCUCAUUUUGUAUUCCAAAGUAGCUGUAAUAGCCAUCUGUCUGCUUCACCAGGCACUUGUUCAAGAAAAUAUGAGCAAUAAUUGAGCCCAUUCACCACAGGUACUGUAACGCAGCACACUGAGCACGGCCACCAAGCCCACACGUAAUCACGUAAAGAUAAAGAAAAUAUUCUGAAAAGCACCACAAACGGCUUUUGUAGUGUUACAUGUUACUGUAUUUUGGGGUUGUUUUCUGUUAUUUUUUAAUAUAAUUUUUAUAUGUGGAAGUCUGUGGACCUUUAAAUCACUACCAUCUCUUACCAUCUUUAAUCGGCAGUUUAAACUAUGUCUCUAAAGGUAACCCAUGGGAAAUGUUCAACUUGAAACUGAAUUAAAUUGCUUUUCAAAGAGGCUGUAUCAUGUGGUUAUCAUUAUCGACCUGUGUUGUAUCAAACACUAUUCAAAUACAGUUGUCCAUCCAUGAAUGGAUUCUGAGACAGUGGGCCCCCGGGCCCCCCACCUCUCCUGCAGAGGAGCAGACCCAGACUGAAGUUGUAUUUGCUUUGUAUCUCUUUGUAGUCUUUUGUGUCUCUUUGUGGUCGUUUUGUAGUUGUUUGAUUGACUUUCCAACAAGAAAUAUUCCUCAAACAGAGGCUCUGGUCCACGGCCCCCCUGAGCCCUUGGGCCCCUGGGCCUGUGCUUGGUAGGCCCAUUCAGCAAUCCAUCUGUGUGUCCAUCAACUCUCCAGCCUGUGUAAAUAUUUCUUUACCGUCAUUGUUGGCCAACCCGUAUAUAUAUUUACUGUAUUAUUGAAAAUUUGAUAAAAAAAACAUAUAUUUUGAAAGCA